GUCUACGUUAGGUACGCUAAACGUCCAUCGAGCGGUACUUGGAUCGAAAUCAUGAAUCUCUCGACGUUCGUUAAAUUGGGCUACGCGAUGUUGAUCCUGACCCUGAUCUUGAUGUUCUGGACGUCCAUGGUGCGCAUGAACGAGCUGCCGGUCCUCUAUCCCCCGUGCUUCUUCAAUCCGCUGUGCACCUGCUCGAAAGAGGUGCCGGACCUGGGAAUCGUGAGCUGCCACGACGUGCCGAUGAUCCGCAUCCCGCAGCCCAUCAACGCCACCAAGGUGUUCAUGCUGCACCUCGAGAACAACGGGCUUCGCGGCCUGGAGCCGCAGUUCUUCGUCAACACGGGUCUCUACAAGCUGCGGAUCAGGUACAACCCCUUGUCGGACAUCCCGGACGAGGCCUUCACGGGGCUGGAGCGGUCGCUGUGGGAGCUCGAGCUGCCGUUCAACGAUCUGGUCCAGGUGCCAAGCAGGUCGUUCCGGCACUUGCAGAAGCUCCGGCUGCUCGAUCUCACAGGCAAUCGGAUCUACGACGUCUCGCCGGACAGCUGGCGGGGCAUCGAGAGCUCCCUGCAGAUCCUCCGCCUCGCGGACAAUUACAUCGGCAAGCUUCCGCCGGACGUUUUUUCCGGCCUGACGUACCUCGAGGUCCUCGACCUGGGUGGCAACGACUUGAAGGAGAUCGACGUCCCCAUCUUCAGGGAGGGCAUGGCUCAUCUGACCCACCUCUACUUCAACGACAAUCAGCUCGUGCACGUCCCGUACGCUCAGCUGUCCUCCCUGAAGCGCGUCAAGCUGCUGGACCUGAGCUACAAUCGGAUCGAGAAGAUGCUCCAUCCGAUGCGCGACGCGGAGCUGCGAGGCAUUCAGCUUUCCCUCGACGAGCUGCGGUUGGACUACAACCAGGUGGACUCCUUGCCGCCGGAGUCCUUCCAGCACUUUUUCAGAGUCAACAAGACCUACCUAAGCGGGAACCCUCUGACGACGAUCAAGAAGGGGGCCUUCAGGGACUCGAGGAUCCGGGAGCUCUAUUUCCACGAUUGCGACCUGACGGACAUCUCUUCCGAGGAGCUCUCCGGCCUGGAGCCCUCGCUCGAGUUGCUGGACAUCUCCGGAAACAACGUCACCGUUCUGCCGCCAAAGUUCCUCCACGAGUUCGACUUUCUGCGCACCCUCGUCUUCCGGGAGAAUCGGAUCGAAUCGUUUUCACCCGCGGAGAUAUUUACGGGAUUCCAUUAUUCCCUCUACGAUCUGGACCUGAGCGGGAAGAAGAACGGGAUCGUCGCUCUUCGCGACCUGCGCGAAAUGAGAAAUCUCCGCUUUCUGUCGGUGUCUCGGCUGUCCCAAGCGACCCUCUCGCCGGACGACUUUUUGGACUUCGGGACGGACGUUAAGGAGCUUCGCAUCGUCAAGAGCAAUUUGAAUACGAUAAAGAGUCACGCCUUCGGGCGCAUCCGAGAAAUAAGGUAUCUCGACUUCUCCGAAAAUUCCAUCUCGACCAUCGAGAACGACGCCUUCUCCGAAGUUGGACACUCGUUGCUGACGUUAAAGGUCUCUCACGGAUUGUCGUCGUCGGUUACCGAGUUGCCCAGCGGGCCUCUCAAGUCGCUGACGAAUCUGCAGUACUUGGAUUUCAGCAAUAACAGAAUUAAAACCGUGUCCGACACCUCCUUCCACUUUUUGAAAAGAAUACGACGUCUCAGACUGCAGGACAACGAGAUAGACGGGAUCAAGAAGGGUACCUUCCAGGGCGACAUACACUCCGCCCUGGAAGAGAUAAACUUGGCGUACAACGGCAUAAAGGGCAUAGGAACCGACACGUUCGUGGACCUGUCUUCGACGGUGAUCAUAUACCUGGAAGACAACGCGAUCUCCUCGAUCGAGAGACGGGCGUUCACCAACAUGAAUCGCUUGAGGUACAUCAAUUUGCGAGGCAACAAGAUACGUGACAUCGACGACGACGCGUUCCAGAAUCUCCCGGAUCUCGAGUUUCUCGACUUGGCCUACAACGAUCUGGAGGAAUUUAAUUUUGCCUGGUUCGAUCAAGUUGGGACUUUGUCGUCCUUUAAGGUGAACGCCAGUCACAAUGAAAUAAGAAAGUUGUGGAUCAAUGGCACGACGUUCGUCUCACCUACGACCAUUGGUGGAAACGUGCAGUCGAACAUCAAAGUCUUGGACAUAAGCUAUAACAACAUAUCCGACAUAAUGCAUCAGUUCUUCCGACCCGUCGAGUACUCUUUAACGCAUUUGUACUUGAAACGGAAUCAGCUGACCAACGUGACUCGCGGAGUUUUCGGAAAUAUGCCGCAUUUACAGUGGUUAGACUUGAGCCACAAUGAUCUGCUGGAGAUCGAUUUCGAUUGCCUGAGAAACACGAAGGACCUGCAAGUCCUCUAUUUCGCUUGGAACGACAUCUCGGAGAUCCCGGCGGACGUCUUUAGGUCCCUGCGGAGGCUGAGGAUUCUCGACUUGUCCCACAAUAAAUUGCGAACGUUGCCGGACAAUAUUUUCAUCGACACGAACCUGGAAUUCCUCGACCUGUCUCACAAUCAAUUCGUGCGACUCCCGAUCAAGUCGAUGUCCAUUUCCUCGGCAGCCACCUUAAUGGUUCUCGACAUGUCCUGGAACUCGCUGACAGGGAUACACAGUACGGACGCUGUCUUCCGACUUCGAGAUCUUACGUGGCUGGACUUGUCGUACAAUCGACUGGUAAGGCUCGACGACGGAGUCUUCUCGGACGUCCCCGAAUUGACGUACCUAGACCUCAGUCACAACAAGCAACUGAUUCUGGAAUCCCGCGGUAAAAUGUUUUACGGCAUCGAGAACAGUCUCCUUCAUUUGGGCCUGAGCAACAUUUCCCUUCUCAACGUACCCGAGUUGCCGCUUCGCCGACUGCGAUCGCUGUACCUUGCACACAACGAACUGACGGCCGUGCCACCGGAAAGAGAGUCGAACCUGACGUCCCUGCACCUUCUCGACCUCGGUCACAAUCACCUGUCGUUCGUCCCUCUGAUCACCCACAUGCUGCCGGAACUGAGGAUACUAUACAUAGGGUACAAUCCGAUUACGACGAUUACCAACACGACGUUAUUGGGGUUGACGGAUACCCUCGAGGAGCUGGAUUUACGGAGGCUUCCGUUAGCGACGUUCGAAACGGGAGCGCUGUGCAAAGCCGUCAAACUUCGCACUCUCCGGAUGACGGCGUAUACCGGCAUUAAAAACUUUAAUUUCCCAAAGAUCCUGGAAUAUAACAACGGCCUGAGGCACUUGCACAUCGACGUGGAGAACGAAACCAACUUGGAGACCGAAAUGAGAGGACGACUACCCGCGAAGCUGUACAACUUUACGUUCACCGGGACGAGCUUGAAAUCGUUACAUGCCGACAUUCUCAAGGGAAUGCGAAGCCCUCACCUGCGAAUCAGGUUCUACAAUACCAGCGUUUCCACGAUACCGCGAAAUAUGUUCCAAAAUGCCGAAACCGUGAGAAACGUAACCGUGGACAUCAGUGAAAGUAACGUCAGGACUCUCGAGAACCCCUCGACGGGAUACAGGCCAGGAUUGCCGGCGGCAGCUUUUCUUCUCAGAUUAAAAAUGGCUGGCAGUCGUCUGACCUGCAACUGCGACAUCGGGUGGAUAGAGAUGUGGGAGAGGAAACGCAGGCAAUACCACGAGGAGAGCCAGUGCAAUUCCGACAAAGAGUACUUUGGCUACACGCGAGAGGAUUUCAACGACUUCACUUGUUGGGACAACGGAUGGGACGACGAUCUGCGGGAGACCCUGUGCGAGAACAAGAACAACAUGUCGGUGUCCGAGGCUCUGAGAACGGACAUCGAAUGCGGAUGGAGCUCUGCCGACUCCCACAAUUCGCGCAACCUAUACGUAUUCGUUUUGAUUAACGUUUUAUUGACAACUGCCAAAUACGUUUUACCGUCAACCGUGAACUUCCACUGACCGAUUUUCCCUAGCGAUGCCGAAAGGGGGAAAGGGAGCGCGUGCGAGAGUGAGAGAGGAGAGGAACGGACACGAGUACGCUGAUUCGAUACUUUUUAUAAAAUAUUUCCUUACCGAACGAGCAGGUCGCAGGCGCGGAUCCAAAGCGGGACUCGUUUGUCCGGAUAAUAGAGAAACGACGACGAUCGAAGGGUGACGGAGGCGGACGCCGAUUCUUCAAAUUCAUGUAACCUUCCUUUUAUUUGUACAACAACGAACCAAUAAACA
Molecule: messenger RNA, 4215 nt
Organism: Orussus abietinus
Lineage: Eukaryota; Metazoa; Arthropoda; Insecta; Hymenoptera; Orussidae
Gene: chp
Product: chaoptin
Exons: 17
Coding region: 52-3948 (1298 amino acids)
Cellular component (GO): extracellular matrix
Molecular function (GO): protein binding
Source: RefSeq, a predicted model, not a curated record